This is a messenger RNA of Ascochyta rabiei, 429 nucleotides long. RefSeq names its product negative cofactor 2 transcription regulator complex subunit ncb2. The record is from RefSeq and is a predicted model, not a curated record. The coding region runs from base 1 to 429 and encodes 142 amino acids. NCBI's taxonomy places the organism in Eukaryota, Fungi, Ascomycota, Dothideomycetes, Pleosporales, Didymellaceae. Gene Ontology annotation, molecular function: core promoter sequence-specific DNA binding; general transcription initiation factor activity; protein heterodimerization activity. Gene Ontology annotation, biological process: positive regulation of transcription by RNA polymerase II; chromatin remodeling; negative regulation of transcription by RNA polymerase II. Gene Ontology annotation, cellular component: negative cofactor 2 complex. The transcript has 3 exons.
AUGUCUGACCGCGAGUUUGGCGGCAACGAUGACCUGUCGCUGCCAAAGGCGACCGUGCAGAAGAUUGUACAAGACAUCCUGGCGACCGAGCCGGGCAUGACCUUUGCGAAGGACUCACGGGACCUGCUCAUAGAAUGCUGCGUCGAGUUCAUCACGCUUAUAUCCUCCGAAGCCAAUGAAAUCGCCGAAAAGGACGCAAAAAAGACAAUAGCCUGCGAGCACGUCAAGGCGGCGCUCGAAGAGCUGGACUUUGGUGAAUACGUGCCUGCCAUCCUCGAGGUUGCGCAAGACUAUAAGAAGCAACAGCAGAACCGCGAGAAGAAGCAAACCAAGAUCGAGCAGAGCGGCAUGACCGAGGAGGAACUGAUUCGCGCGCAAGAAGAGCUUUUCCGCUCGGCCACGGACAAGUUCAACUCGGCUCCCUCGUGA